This is a messenger RNA of Mobula hypostoma (lesser devil ray), 1833 nucleotides long. RefSeq names its product oxysterols receptor LXR-alpha-like. Gene Ontology annotation, molecular function: zinc ion binding; RNA polymerase II cis-regulatory region sequence-specific DNA binding; nuclear receptor activity. Bases 39 to 1370 code for a protein of 443 amino acids. The record is from RefSeq and is a predicted model, not a curated record. Gene Ontology annotation, biological process: lipid metabolic process; cell differentiation; negative regulation of transcription by RNA polymerase II. NCBI's taxonomy places the organism in Eukaryota, Metazoa, Chordata, Chondrichthyes, Myliobatiformes, Myliobatidae. The transcript has 9 exons.
AUUGAGGUACUGUGUUAUGACCAGGUGUACUGAGGAAGAUGUCUACACAUAAAAAUUAUGAAGAAAGGUUUUUCCUACACGUACCAGCCCUGCUGAUGGACUCGAGCAGGAAUCAACCGGACAGCCGACUUUGGAAAGACACUGGGAAAAAAACAAGAGAACAGCACGGUUACUUGGAGUGCCUGGAUGGAGCAGCUCACAGCUGCUGGGGUGGAAGUGUGAAACUAGAGAAUGGCCUCUUUUCAGCCGACCAGACCUUAGUGGGGCAGCAUGCUGUGAAGAGGAAGAAGGGACCGGCUCCGAAGAUGCUGGGAAACGAGGUGUGCAGCGUGUGUGGGGACAAAGCCUCUGGCUUCCACUACAAUGUGCUCAGCUGUGAGGGCUGCAAGGGAUUCUUUCGGCGGAGCGUAAUCAAGAGUGCGCAGUAUUCUUGCAAGAAUGGUGGCAAGUGUGAAAUGGACCUCUACAUGCGGAGAAAGUGCCAAGAUUGUCGGCUCCGGAAGUGUCGGCAGGCGGGAAUGUUGGAGCAAUGUGUUCUGUCAGAAGAACAGAUUCGACGGAAGAAGAUGAAGAAGCUGGAGGAGGAAGUGAUGAAAGCAGUGAAGGUCCCAAGAUCCUUGUCUGGCUGGGACAUUCCCAAGCUCAACAUGGCUCAAGUUGAGAUGAUCAGAAGAUUGGUCACCGCACAGCAACAGUGCAACAAGCGAUCCUUCAGUGACCAAUUGCAAGUAACCCCUUGGCCACAGAGCAUUGACCCUCACAAUCGUGAGACAAGACAGCAGAGAUUCGAGCACUUCACAGAACUGGCAAUCAUCUCAGUCCAGGAAUUAGUCGACUUUGCGAAACAGGUGCCAGGGUUUUUGGAUCUGACCCGUGAAGAUCAAAUUGCUCUGCUCAAGACUUCAACUAUUGAGAUUAUGCUGCUGGAAACUUCACGGAGGUAUGACCCUCAGAUAGAGAGUAUCACCUUUCUGAAAGAUUUCAGUUACAACCGCGAGGAUUUCGCCAAGGCAGGACUACAGUUUGAAUUUAUCAAUCCUAUCUUUGAAUUUUCAAAGUGUAUGAAUGGCCUGCACUUGGAUGAUGCUGAAUACGCUCUGUUAAUUGCCAUAAAUCUCUUCUCAGCAGACCGUCCAAACGUCAAUGACCACGAGUUGGUGGAAAGGCUGCAGCAGCCAUACGUUGAGGCUCUCCGCUCCUACACACGGAUGAAAAGACCCGAUGAUCGCUUGAUGUUCCCGCGAAUGCUGAUGAAACUGGUUUGCCUGCGGACUCUGAGCAGCGUCCAUUCGGAGCAAGUCUUUGCGCUACGGUUACAGGAUAAAAAGCUGCCACCUCUCCUGUCAGAGAUCUGGGACAUGCAGGAAUGACUGUGGGACUGCCGAUACACGACCCACCUCAGCCGGCCAGGGAAGGGGUGGGGUAAUGAGUUAGUUCACAGGAAAGAGUACAGAUGCAACAACCUUACAGUAUUGAGGGAUGCUUUCAAAAGAUUUUUAAAUGUUGGAUGUAGAAUGUUCCAUUUUGCUAUGCUUUGGUAUAAACUUGUUAAAUGAUUGGUCUAUUUUCACAUUAACCAAGCAGGCUAGUGUUUUUCUGGGAUCAGCAGGAAAGAACCAUGGAAUCAGUUGUUCUGUCUCUGAGACACAGACACAUAACCAAGACUGGGUUAGGAAAUGCUCUUUAUUCAUCACAGGGAAAUCAGGUGAUUAACAAUUGUGACGGGGUACGCCAUACCAGAAGCCAGCAUCAUUAUACUAACACACUCAAAGCAAACUAUUAACUCCUGCAUGAUGAUAUCCAUUUAACAGCUGUAAUUCACUGCAGGCAGGU